GAUAAUGAUUGAUACAAUUAUCAAAGUUUAAUUAUCAGUAUUUCUUUGAAUGUUGAAGUGUCAAGUAUAUAAUUAUGGCAGAGAAGGUGAAAAGACCGCCGUUUUUUACCCUAAAACGUUGGCAAAGCACGAAGGAGAGUGGUUUAAAGGCUCUAACGCCCACGCCACCGCCUAACUCACAGCCUCAGGAGAACCCCCACAUGUUCAGGUCACAUACUCCGCCAGUGGUAUCGAGGGCAGCAAGUUUAAUUCCAGAUUCAAAACCUAGAAAGUUAUCAGCUGGCGGCAUCAAAGAACUGAUACAAUGCGCACUGUGCCUCGAAGUACUGCACAAUCCAAAGAUGUUACCGUGUCAGCACACUUUCUGCACGGCAUGCCUGUCUGUCUACAUCGCCGAUUUAAUCAUAUUCGAUUGCCCCAUAUGCAGGACAAGGGUUCAAGUCCUCGGCCCCAAUUUUGUGGACAGCUUGCCGUCUAAUCUGUAUAUUGAUUCGUUGCUGCAGUUGGUAGGGAUUCAGAAUAUCGUGUCUGAAUCUAAGAACUCAGGGACGCCACCGACCACUCCAAUUAUUACCACUCCUCCACAGAACACAGAUAUGUUUGCUGCUGGAAGUAGAUGUGUGCACUGUAAGAGCAUGUGCGAUAAUGCCGAAAUCACACAAUGCGAUCAUUGCAAACUGAAAUUCUGCAAAGUUUGUUGGUUACAACAUUUGGAUGAUAUGCGGAUCCAACUAAAAUCUAUUGUGAAACAGCUGGACACAGCUGCCAGUCAUCUCGAACACAAAAUUGAGCAUUAUAAGGAUCGCUGCGAUCGAAUAGCUGAACAAAUCAGAAUAGCUGCGGACGAGAAAAUCGCAGCUAUUUUCCAAGCUAAAGACGGAAUGCUCAUGGAAGCAGCCAAUUUGCAGAAAUCUUCAGAAAUGUCCGCAUUGGCGCUGCAAGCCUCGUUGGACGAGGCCAGGGCAGUUGCAAUAAGGGCUAUGGAAUCAAGUGGCUCUUCUAAUGAUAACGAAAGGGUGGCAACCUUUAUAAAUCUCCAUCAGAACGCAGUGUCCUUACUAACGGACGUUUCAAAAUGGGACACCGAACGUUUUGUGUUCGACAAGGAGAACUUCACUUUGGAAAUGGACUCAGCAACACCAUUGGACGCGGAAUCAGAUGAUCCAGUUAUCGAAAACCCUAAACAGAAUGAUCCUUUAGAAAGUGAAGAGAGCCUCGUAAUGCAUUAUAGAUCUCGCAACUUCAUCCCCCACUUCGUAUGGCGCAAGUCAUCACGUCCUUGCGGCAUCGGCGUGGCUCCCUGGAGCAACCACCUCUACGUCUGCGGUAUGGACAGCCACAGCGUCCUCGUGAUGGAACGGGCUCAGGCCAAGAUCGUCACCAGGCUGUCUUGUGAAGAGAUGCUCUGUCCAGUGCAGAUCGCGUUCAUGAAGAGCUUGGGAGAGAUUUAUGUUACCGACAAAUGGAAGCAUUGCAUCCACGUUUUUUCCAAAGACGGCGAGUAUCUCCGCGGUAUAGGCCAGAAGGGCAGCCGCGUCGGCACGUUCCGUUCCCCCGAAGGCAUCGCCACUGACAACGCGACCCAACUCAUAUACGUCGUCGAUACUGGCAACGAUAGAGUGCAGAUAAUCCAACCGGAUGGUAAAUUCGUAGACCAAAUCGGCGUCGCGAAGAAACAUCAGGCCUCCCUCGCACCUUCAGUUUGGGAGACCAAGGAGAUUCUAUGCACCGAACUAAAUGCACCAACCAGCGUCGCCGUCACCAAUGACCGGGUUAUAGUCCUCGACAGUGGAAAUAGAAGAAUUAAAAUAUAUAACAAACAGGAUAAGACUAAAAUUACGGAGUUUGGAUCCAUGGGACAAAGGAAAGGCCAGUUCAGACACCCAGAAGUGUUAGCAGUUGACCCAAUGGGAUACAUCCUUGUAGGAGAUUCGGGUAACUGCAGGGUCCAGGUGUUCAAACCUUCAGGACAGCUCGUCAGGGUGUUCGGAGGUCUGGGCAGCCAGCCAGGCAAGUUCGGCUGGAUAUCAGGCAUCCACGUCACAAAACAAUUGGACAUAAUCAUAAGUGACACUAAAAACCACAGCGUGAACUUUUUUUAACAGAUGUAUUAAAAUUAUAACAAUUUAUUUCAAUAUCGAACAUUAUGUCACAAUGUAAAAUAAAUUAAUAUUAUGAUUGAGAUGAUUAUAGCACUGAGAUAAAGUGUACAAAUACAAUAAAAUUAAUCUUAUUUAA
Messenger RNA from Helicoverpa armigera (cotton bollworm), 2238 nucleotides. RefSeq lists its product as uncharacterized. Lineage: Eukaryota; Metazoa; Arthropoda; Insecta; Lepidoptera; Noctuidae. The transcript is spliced from 9 exons. The coding region runs from base 75 to 2102 and encodes 675 amino acids. The record is from RefSeq and is a predicted model, not a curated record. Gene Ontology annotation, molecular function: protein binding.